UGCUAUGGCCGCAGAGCAAUUGAGCCGCAGAGAUAACACCACGAAGGAAAGAGAAAUUCAGGUGGAGAAAGAGAAAGUACCACAGUUGACGAGCCACUUCGAGGCCAUAGCAGUGCAGUGCAAAGCCGCAACUCCAGAGAAAACUCAUGAAUUGGCUAGUGACGGGGGAAAAGAGGCGCAGGGUACCAGCAUAGCCAAAGGGGCACUUCCGGGAAGAGAGGUGAGACGGAGUAUUGCAGAAGGUGAAGUUGGAGGUGGAAAGCCAGAUGAUACCCAUGAAUUGGCUGCUCAAUUUGAUUCUCUUGCAGAAAAAGUAAGAGACAAGAGAGAGACAGACACAGAGAAUGAAAGGAAGAGGCGAGCACGUGCGGAUAAAGAGCGAGAGCAGAAAGGAUCUCGAAUAGGAGAGGAGCAAAGACUCUCAGAACAGAAAAAAGGGAAAGAGGGUGAUAUAGGGUCUCGCCAAAAUCAACCAUCUCUUGAAGAAAUUUCAAAUGUCAGAGCUACAGAACAGGAGAAAUCGAACAAGGCGACAAUGGCUGCGAAGGAACGUUAUGACGAAGCCAAGAAAGAAUCGCUCAACCAAGGAGUUGGGGCUAGAACAGAGGAGUCGGAUCAGAGAGGCACAGAAGGAGCUGAGGACACAGUUGAAGAGAAGGGCCAACAGACAGGUUUAGGGGCAGUGGAGGAGACACUAACUAGUGCAGCCAAAACAGCAAAAGAUUACACUGUGCCAAUAGCAGAGAAGGCGAAGGAUUACACAGUCCAAAAGGCUGUUGAAGCCAAGGACAUUACAGUCACUGUAGGUCAAACAACAGCUCAUUACCUUGGAGAGAAGGCAGUGGCGGCUAAGGAUGUUGUAAUAGGUGGUGGAAAAGUUGCAGCUGAAUACGCUGGCAAAGCGACUGAGGAUCUGAAGGAUAAGGCGGUGGUUGCAGGGUGGAGCACAGCCCAUUACUCAUGUGACACGGCAGUGGAAGGGACAAAAGCAGCAGCAAGGCUCGUGAAGGGAGCUGCAGAGCAGGCUGGAGCAAUAGCAGCCAAGCCAUUGUCCGCUGCAAAGACUGUUGCUGAAUCAACCGGGGAGAGUGUGAAGGAGUACACAGCUAGGAAGAAAGAAGAAGCACAGAGAGAAUCUACGUACAAGCAAGCUGAGAAAGAAUCCAUGUAUGAGAAAACUAAGGAAACUUUUGAAGGGGCGAGAGAAGAAGUUAAGGAAAGGGGAGAAGGAAGAGUAAAUGAGAAGAACGCUGCGGAAGGAAGAGAUGAUGGUGGAAUAUUGGGGGCGAUUGGGGAGACCAUAUACGAGAUUGCACAGACAACUAAAGAGAUAGUGAUUGGGCAUGGUGAUGAAACUAGAAAACAGAACACAUUCGACUUUGAGCAUGGCGAGGAAGAGGGAGAGGCAAAUGACCAAGGAUACGGAAGGGGAGAGCACUACCAAACUGCUACAAGGAAGGAAUACAGAGCCUGAUAGAAAGUUAAGAACUGUCUUUUUGUUUCAGGGUGAAUAAAAUUGAGUGUGUGUGUGUGUCCUUUUGUGUGCUUUUUAGUAGAUCAAGUGUCUUGCAGUGGUGUAAAGGGUGGAGUUUCAUAUGAAGUAAGGAGCACUGCUAUCAUGCUCUCUUCUAAAUUCGUCCAAAUCAUCCAGGCGAUGGAAAGGUGAAGGGGGUGUGUAGUAUAUAUACCAUGGUUUUCCAUUUCUUCC
Molecule: messenger RNA, 1708 nt
Organism: Cucurbita maxima (winter squash)
Lineage: Eukaryota; Viridiplantae; Streptophyta; Magnoliopsida; Cucurbitales; Cucurbitaceae
Product: seed biotin-containing protein SBP65-like
Exons: 2
Coding region: 5-1474 (489 amino acids)
Source: RefSeq, a predicted model, not a curated record